GCUGUGGCCGAGCCUGGCUGGCUUCUCGGCUACCGUCGCGGAGCAGCAGCGACUACCUGCCUUGGCUCCGGUGCCGCUGCCAACCCCGUUUGGGCUCUGUCCCCGGGCUCCGGAGCUCAGCGCGAAGCCCUAGUCCCGGCAUCCGGGGCAUGGGCCAGGGGCGCGACGUGAGGCGGCUUUCCGCUCGACGGUGACUUGCAUCUGCUUCAGCAUGAAGACCCUCAUCGCUGCCUACUCCGGGGUUCUGAGGGGUGAGCGUCGGGCCGAGGCUGCCCACAGCGAGAACAAGAAGGGAGGAUCUUCCCUGUCACGCGAGGGAUCUGGGCGAUGGGGCACUGGCUCCAGCAUCCUCUCGGCCCUCCAGGACAUCUUCUCUGUCACCUGGCUCAACAGAUCCAAGGUGGAAAAGCAGCUACAGGUCAUCUCAGUGCUACAAUGGGUCCUGUCCUUCCUCGUGCUGGGAGUGGCCUGCAGUGUCAUCCUCAUGUACACUUUCUGCACCGACUGCUGGCUGAUAGCCGUGCUCUAUUUCACCUGGCUGGCGUUUGACUGGAACACACCCAAGAAAGGUGGCAGGAGAUCACAGUGGGUGCGAAACUGGGCUGUGUGGCGCUAUUUUCGAGACUACUUUCCCAUCCAGCUGGUGAAGACACACAACCUGCUGACCACCAGGAACUAUAUCUUUGGAUACCAUCCCCAUGGUAUCAUGGGCCUGGGGGCCUUCUGCAACUUCAGCACUGAGGCCACCGAAGUGAGCAAGAAGUUCCCUGGCAUACGGCCCUACUUGGCCACACUGGCUGGUAACUUCCGGAUACCUGUGCUUCGGGAGUACCUGAUGUCAGGAGGCAUCUGCCCUGUCAACCGGGACACUAUAGACUACUUGCUUUCAAAGAAUGGAAAUGGCAAUGCUAUCAUCAUCGUGGUGGGGGGUGCGGCCGAGUCCCUGAGCUCCAUGCCUGGCAAGAAUGCAGUCACCCUGCGGAACCGCAAAGGCUUUGUAAAACUGGCCCUGCGCCAUGGAGCCGAUCUGGUUCCUACCUAUUCCUUUGGAGAGAAUGAAGUGUACAAGCAGGUGAUCUUUGAGGAGGGCUCCUGGGGCCGAUGGGUCCAGAAGAAGUUCCAGAAGUAUAUCGGCUUUGCCCCGUGUAUCUUCCAUGGCCGAGGCCUCUUCUCCUCUGACACCUGGGGGCUGGUGCCCUAUUCCAAGCCUAUCACCACUGUCGUGGGUGAGCCCAUCACCAUCCCCAAGGUGGAGCACCCGACCCAGCAGGACAUUGACCUGUACCAUGCCAUGUACAUGGAAGCACUGGUGAAGCUCUUUGACAAGCACAAGACCAAAUUCGGCCUUCCGGAGACAGAGGUCCUGGAGGUGAACUGAUCCAGCCCUCAUGGCCAGAUCCUGGAAGCAACAGCUGCAAAUCCUUUUCUAGCAAGUUCUCAAGUGCUUUUGUUCUGUAAAUUUGGAAGCAUCAUGGGUAUCUGUGGGUUAUUUAAAAGAAAUUAUAAUUUGUUAAACCAUUACAAUGUUAGAUCUUUUUUAAGAAGGAAAGAGUCAAUAUUGCAAGCUCUGACUUCCAUUGUGAUCUGCCCAAGGUGGUGGCUGAUUCCUCUGGGCCUUUGUUUCUCAGCUACUCCUAUUCUCAAAACCACAGAGGACACCUGGUUCCCUGGGGAAGGAGGACAGUCCUUAGUGAUUCAGCCACUUUGAUGACCCUCUGAGCCCGAGGGACUCUCAAGAGGCAGAGGCCAUGUCCAACAUAAACAUCUCCAUUCCUGUCACCCCACAUGGGACUGCAGGACUGGUUCUUCUGCCAAGGGCAGGAUGCAGAGGGCAUAGUUGACCCUCCGGAGAGGGUGGUAUGGGGUAUCUGGAAUGCCCAGCUUGAGUGUCCCGUCUGCUCCUCACCUCACCCCACCUCACUAUCAGAACCUACACUGGCCUCCUGUAUACUGUACUAGGGACAAGGCUGUCCCACAGACACUGUCUUGGGUUAUCUAGCUGCUGUUGGGUGACUGGUCGUACUCUAGAGGCUAUUGUCGUGGACUCUGCACUGCUCAGCCUUGGUUUGGAACAUGUCCUCCCAGUGGCCUACCUAAGCCACACCCCAAGUCUGGUAUAAGGAAGGAUCUCUCCUCUUCACAAAAGGACCUGGCCUCCUACCCAGCACCCCAGGUCCAGGACAGGAGGCCACCUAACCCAAGCCUCAUGUGUGUGCCUUCCUGAGGCAUUGGGGCCAGGGAGGAAUGCUUCCCCUCCUGUGUGGUGUUUUCUUUCUGAGCUCGCUGUGCCAUGUCACACUUUUGUAUAUUCCUAGAAUAAUAAAUGGAAACAAGAACUGUC
Messenger RNA from Nannospalax galili (Upper Galilee mountains blind mole rat), 2341 nucleotides. It is a transcript of the gene Dgat2, whose product is annotated as diacylglycerol O-acyltransferase 2. Gene Ontology annotation, molecular function: diacylglycerol O-acyltransferase activity. NCBI's taxonomy places the organism in Eukaryota, Metazoa, Chordata, Mammalia, Rodentia, Spalacidae. Gene Ontology annotation, cellular component: endoplasmic reticulum membrane. The record is from RefSeq and is a predicted model, not a curated record. Bases 212 to 1378 code for a protein of 388 amino acids. The transcript has 8 exons. Gene Ontology annotation, biological process: triglyceride biosynthetic process.